AUGACUGUGGAGACUGAAGUUAUUUCUCAAGCAGCAUCCCCUUCCUCCAACUACACAGCCACCAUGACCAGGGAUACGCCGUUCUACUAUGUCUGGCCUGCGACGGAGCCUCUCGUGCAGACUUUCGAGUGGAAGGUCGAUGAGACGCCGGUGUCGAACCUUCCGUUGAUGCUCUGCACAUGUAUAGGCUAUGUCGCGUUCAUUCUAGGGCUGAAAUGGUACCGGACAAAGAACAAGAUGGCACCAGUGAAUCUGGGCUUCCUCCCUGCCAUUCACAACCUGAUCCUGUGCCUCUGGUCCCUGGCGAUGUUCCUGGGAACGAUCCACGCAAUGCUCUUGGAUUCCGAGAUCAACAAGUAUGACACCGGCAUGGGCAAGUUUACGUGGCUUCUCUGUUUCCCGUCAACCGUCAAGCCAGUCGGCUAUCUGUGGUUCUGGAGUUACAUCUACUACCUCAGCAAGUACUACGAGCUCCUGGAUACUGUCAUCCUGGUGCUGAAGAACAAGCCGCUGUCGUUUCUCCACGUGUACCACCAUGCAACCAUCGUCUUCCUCUGCUGGCUGUGGCUAACAAACACGCAGUCUCUUCAGGUCAUCGCCAUCACCAUCAACACAGGGAUCCACGUGAUGAUGUACUUCUACUACUUCAUGCACAGCAUCGGCAUGCCUCCUCCUUGGAAGAUGUUCGUCACCAACAGCCAGAUCAUUCAGUUCAUGAUCGGCACUUUCGUCUCCUUCCCCCUCAUCUACUUCCACUUCACCCGGCCGACUGGAUGCGCCGGAUUCGAGUCUUUCUGCUUCAACCUCUUCUUCAACUCCUCGCUCCUCUAUCUCUUCGUCGACUUCCACAUUCGCAACUACGGAAAGGCCGCCAAGGCAGCCAAGGCUUCCCCCCCGCUUACUCUUUCCAUUCAUCCUCUCUUCCACUAUCUUUCCCUUUUCCCGUCUUUCUCUUGGCCCUCUUUCUCUUCCCUCCCCUCGUUCAUUUCCCCCUUCGCCCUCUUUUCCCCACGUUCUCCUCUCCCCACGUUCUCUCUCCCGUCCUCUUAUCCCCUCGUUCUCUUCUCCCGUUCUCUUAUCCCCUCGUUCUCUUCUCCCCGUUCUCUUCUCCCCUCGUUUUCUUUUCCCAUCGUGUUUCUCUCCUCGUUCUCAUCUCCCCUCUUUCUCUUCCCCCCUCGUUCUCUUCCACCUCGCUCUCUUCCCCGUUCUCUUCCCCCUCUCGCUUUCUUCCCCGUUCUCUUCCCCCUCGCUCUCUGUAUCUUUCGUUCUCCUCCCCUUCUUCUUCCCCUUUUCUUAUCCUCCUCUUCUCAUUCCCUCUCCACUAUUUAA
Messenger RNA from Closterium sp. NIES-65, 1329 nucleotides. NCBI's taxonomy places the organism in Eukaryota, Viridiplantae, Streptophyta, Zygnematophyceae, Desmidiales, Closteriaceae. The record is from the annotation of a GenBank genome assembly.